CCUGUAAACAAAUAUGACCACCGAGGACGAUUUCUACGGUUUUAGUGACCAAGGAAAUGAUAUAUUUGAUGAAUGUUCAUCAGACGAAGAACACCACGAAAGUAUCUGUUUAGAUUCGAGUGACGAAGAGGAUACUGAUACGGAGGAUGCGAUGAGUGAUUGGUCAGAUCUGAAUGAUUCAGAAACCAGUGAUGAUGACACUAAAGAAACGAGUAAAGAUGGAACAAAAUGGGCCAAAGUUCCGUACAAGUCAACAAACCUGAACUAUAAGAAUACGUUUUCGAAUAUAUCUGCUCACCAGGUUAACUUACCGCCCGAUGCUGUGAUUAAGAACCCGGAAGAUGCGUUUUUCUUGUAUUUUAAUGAUUUCAUUAUAACUGAAAUCGUAAAAUAUACAAACAUCGAAGCUGAAAACCAUACCGAAAAUUGGAAACCUGUGGAUGUUAUCGAAAUGCGAGCGUUUUUCGGAUUGCUACUAACUGCUGGACACCUCAAACAGAACAACACGAACUACAUAACUUUGUGGAGCGUUAAGUACGGGUCACCCAUAUUUCGUGCGACAAUGAGCCUCGUCAGAUUCAAAUUACUUCUAAGAUUUAUCCGUUUCGAUGACAAGGCGACCCGGUCAAUUCGCAGAGCUACAGAUAAACUGGCGCCGAUACGGGAUAUAUUUGAGGAAUGUAACAAGAUGUUCGCUAAGUUCUAUAUUCCAGGACAUUUUUUGACAGUUGAUGAGCAGAUGAUUGGUUGGCGAGGAAGGUGUCCAUUUAUGCAAUUCAUGCCAAAGAAACCUGAUAAAUAUGGCAUGAAAAUGUUUUGGAUAUGCGAUGCUAAAACAGCGUAUCCGUUGAGCGCGAUACCGUACCUUGGUAAAGAAGGAAAUGAAAGAGCAAAAGCUGGACUCGGUGAACGAAUUGUUUUGAAAUUGUGCGAGCCAUAUUUUCAAUCUAACAGACACGUUACGUACGACAACUUUUUUGGAUCGUUGGACCUGGCUAAAACUCUACUAAACAACAAACUGACAUCGCUCACCACCGUGAAAAAAAAUAAAAGAUUCGUGCCGGCAUCAUUUCAACCUAACAAACUCCGCACAAUUCAUUCGUCGAUUUUUGGUUUCAAGAAAAAGGCAACUUUAGUCUCGUAUGUGCCGAAGCGCAGCAAAGCUGUGAUUUUAUUGUCGACUAUGCACAGUUCAGUGGAUAUCGUUGAUACUGAACACAAGAAACCAAAAAUGAUUUUGGACUACAACAACACCAAAGGCGGUGUUGAUACGUUCGACCAAAUGAUUCACGAGUAUUCGUCUAAACGAAAGACAAAUCGUUGGCCGCUUUCUUACUUCUUCAACCUAAUGGACGCUUCAGCACUCGCUGCCUAUAACAUUUGGAUUACAACCAACCACUCCUGGAAGACCCAAGUCGCCGACAGACGAUGCCAAUUUCUCAAAACUUUGUGCGAGAAUUUGGUCACUCCACUAAUUGCUAGAAGAAUGAAGAAUUUGGUUGGCGUUUGCUUGGAGACAAAGGCUGCAAUGGAUCUGUUCUUACCAUCUGCUAUCAACAACGACAAACCCAAACUCGGAUCAGAAGAACCAAAAACAAAUGAAAAAUCCAAACCGGAGGGGAGUGGGCAAAAGCGACGAUGCAGAUUCUGCCCAUAUUCCAUUGGACGAAGACAAAAACAACAAUGUGGUCGCUGUGAGGUUAAUGUUUGCAACUCGCACUGUACAAAAACAAUUAUUUGUCAAAAGUGUUUAAAUUAAAACAAAAAAUCAAACUCACAACACAAUUGAUGCAAGAAGAUGUACUGAAUAAAUUUAUAACAAAUGUGAAUGUCGCUGUUUAUAUUAUGAAGCCCUACACGGUGGUGCAAAAGUGUUUGGCGAGAAACGACACGUCCAUGAACACGUUUUGACACACAAAGCAGUUAUUCGCUUACAAUUGCUAAAGUCAACAAAGAAUUGAUUUUUCGAUUCCUUUUUUGUGUAUACG
Bradysia coprophila is the source of this 1988-nucleotide messenger RNA. RefSeq names its product piggyBac transposable element-derived protein 4-like. The record is from RefSeq and is a predicted model, not a curated record. Lineage: Eukaryota; Metazoa; Arthropoda; Insecta; Diptera; Sciaridae.